This is a messenger RNA of Gadus morhua (Atlantic cod), 4851 nucleotides long. It is a transcript of the gene vgll4b, whose product is annotated as vestigial-like family member 4b. Gene Ontology annotation, biological process: negative regulation of DNA-templated transcription. Gene Ontology annotation, molecular function: transcription coactivator binding. The record is from RefSeq and is a predicted model, not a curated record. NCBI's taxonomy places the organism in Eukaryota, Metazoa, Chordata, Actinopteri, Gadiformes, Gadidae. The transcript has 5 exons. The coding region runs from base 444 to 1478 and encodes 344 amino acids.
UCGUUCGGGGGAGCUGAUCUCGCGCUUGAAAAAUCCCUGAUAUUUGAGGCGCUCCAGACCAGGGAUUGCGUUGAGCAUGCGUAGAGCGUGCCCAGUCACCGCAGUGCAGCGACGGCCCCCUCGCAGCAGAGGAAACCGCUGGUGUAGCGUAGGAGUCAUACCAAGCAUAGCCUGCGUGUCAGUGCAGUCGACUUACAGCUGGCUGUGAGGACAACUGACGCUUCUUUUUUUUUAAAUUGUCAAACAAUACGAUUUUGUUGUUGUUGUUUUGAAAGUGUCUGAAGAAGUUAUUUGACUGAUGAAAAAGGUGAAUUUUUGUGUUUUUUGGUAAUUCGAGGAAAGUUAGAGGCUGGGCCUUUGGCUGUUUUGACUGUGGGAGCCACACGCAUACGUCUCAAUUUGAGCAGCUAAAUUGGGGUCUUUUUCCCUUUCUACUACGAUAAAUGCUUCUUACGAAAAUGGAUCUUUUGAACUACCAGUACCUGGACAAAAUGAACAACAAUAUUGGCAUUCUCUGCUACGAAGGUGAGGCAGCGCUGAGGGGGGACCCCAGACUCCAGUCCCUCUCCUUGUCCUCGUCGUCUUCGUCCUCGUCGUCCUCUUCUUCGUCGUCUUCAUCCUCCAGCCACAGGACAGGCCCUCCCCCCAUCAGCCCCACCAAGAGAAAGAUGAGUGGGGACCAAGCCGACAGCGACAUGGACGACAAUGAACACGUAGUCAAGAUGAGCCGCCUGUUCGCCGCACAACUGAAGCCGAACGGAGAGUACCGCGGCAUCAGCUCCAAGGACCGCAGCCGGAGCCCCAUCGAGAGGGUGGUGCUGGGGCCCGGCGCCCUCGGUAUCCAUGGCAACCACCUGUACAGCCACAUCCACUACCCCCACCUGCACCAUCAACACCAGCAGCACCACCAACAGCAGCAGCAGCACCACCACCACCACCAGCACCACCAACACCUGGCCAGCCUGGCCAGCAUGGACCAGCCGCUGGCGCUCACCAAGCACAGCGUGGCGGCGGCCGACUCCACGCGCGGCGGGCCGCUCAACAUGAGCACCAGCGCCGCCCACGCCGUCACCAGCAGCAGCACAGUGGAGCGCCAGCAGAACCGUCCUUCAGUGAUCACAUGUGUGCCGGCAAGCAACCGCAACUGUAACCUUUCCCACUGUCCCAUCUCUCACAACGGCUGCUCCAGUCUCAGCAAUAACUACAAGCGAGCCAACACCAACACGACGCCGUGCGAUCCGGUGAUCGAGGAGCACUUCCGCCGCAGCCUGGGCAAGAACUACAAGGAGCCGGAGCCGGCCGCCGCCAACUCGGUGUCCAUCACGGGCUCGGUGGACGACCACUUCGCCAAGGCCCUGGGGGACACCUGGCUACAGAUCAAGAACAAGGGCAGCCCCUCCUCCAGCAACAGCAGCCCAAACUCCUCCCCCAACAGCCACAUGGUCAACCACAACCACUCCCCCUCGGUGGUCUCUUGAGAAGCCCCCCCCCCGCCGUCGUCGCCACACCCCCGCCCCCAACCAACCCCCGGUCCGUUUGGUCUGUCUCCAGGAGAGAUUCGCUGGCCUGAUGAUCUACCAGACCCAAACCCCCCCCUCGAACCGUUUUCUGGGUUUUCUGUUUUGUUUCUCUCUCUGCACCUGUAGAGGAUCACCUGAGAAUAUGUUUUGUCUGAGCAUUUUCCGUUUUAUUUCCUUUUCUUUUUUUCUUCUACGUUGUGUAACUGCCGAUGCUAAUGCUAGACGCGGUUCAGUAACCCCACAUUUGAGGGGAAUUGGGUUUUGACUUUCUUUUUGGGGGGGUUUUGACUUUUGUAAUCAACAUUUUGGUUUUCUCCCUGUGAACAUUCAACCCCCCCCCCCCCCCCCCAUGACAAGUUUGGAGCCGCGAGCUGAUGUUUAUACCGUGUACAUAACGAGGGGAAGGGAGAUGUUUGAUAUCAUUUUGACUUUGUUUGUUUAACUGUUGUUGUUUUUUUCCUCGUUAGUUUUGAGUACUGCCUUUUUCUUUUCUUUUGCAUUACGAGUCUCUUGAUAUAUUUGGGAAAGAAAGAAUAAUGAAACACCUGGUGAUGUCGGAGAGAAGGAUCACAAACCACCUGAUUGUGCUACCAAAGAAACCUCAGAUGCAGAUCUUAAAAAGCCCCUCCCUCCAAAAGUAGACUCCCUAUGUUUGUUUGUGUGUGUUAAGCCAAGCGAUGUCGAACCAUCCCACACACAAUAGUUACAAUAGCGGUAGUUUAGAACAAAAAAGCAGAACAACACUCCAUCACGUCCUGUAUCCAUUGGACCAGCUCUCGCUGCAUUGUUCAGGAAUGGACUUCUCAGAAUGUCCUCCAGCUAGCCCGUAUAAAAUCCCACCAAUUGAUGGUGGAUUAUAUUAAGGAGAAUUAGGAAGUGCACUACAACCAGAUUUGUACACUUGCAUACACUACAAAAUUGUGACACUUCAUUUUAUAGGGACCAUGUGGACCAAUUGGAGCACGGCCCUUGAGAACGAUUACCCAGGGGGCUGUUCCUUCAGAACACUCCUCAAUAGGGGUCCUGCCUCCUGCGUGGAUGUGGUCAUUAGAUUAAGGUUAAACCCCCCCCCCCUCUGCUAUACACUGUGGUUUUUGGCCAACUUGUACAAUAGGCUUGAAUGAUGAAAGGUAUACUAGUAGUACAUUUGCUGAUGCAUGUUUUUUGGAUUUCUUUCUUCUAAUAGCUGGUAUCUAUUUUACUCCUUUCUUAUUUUGUAGGCGUUUCAAUCUUACAAACUACUCGCUUUCUAAUUCAGACGCACAUUGUUAUUUCACUUAUCGGUAACAGUCGUAGACACUAUACAAUCACUGCUGGGUCAGUUGUACUCAAUUGUAUUAUUAUUAUUAUUAUUAUUAUUAUUGUUAUUAUUAUAUUAUUUUGUAUAAAUGUUUGUUUUCCUCUUGGUAAUAUCAGUAUGAUAACACACAGCUAUAGUCGGAAAGCCUCUGGACAGGCUCUUGUUGGGGGCUGUGUUCCACUCCCCCUUCUCCACCCUUGGAUGUAGCGCUCAUGUCGCUAACAACGUAGCAUCGUUCGCCUGGGUGUUUGGGGGGGGAACGCAGCCUUCGUCCUGGAUUGUUAAGGCGUGGAUCUGUCAGUGGCGCAAGAGGCUACAACCUUCUGCACCGUGGAGCUGGGACAACAAGCUGGGGCCAACUAGUCACUGGCACCUCAAAGAAAACCUUACAGUGGGACUUUACAUCAGCUGUUGUCUGCAAUCGUUUGGGGCACGUUUUUUUUAUUAAAUUAGAAAGAAAAUACUGUAGCAGUACAGGCUAGCUGGCUAGUAAAAGUCAUGUGUCUGAAAUCCAAUCAAGUAGAUGGCGAUGGGUUCAUUGUAACAAUGAGGCGUUUCUUCCCUCCCGUGGGGUUAACUUAAUGGAAUCAUUUCAACAGUGUUUUCCAAUAGUAGUGACGGCACUACUUUCCACAAACUGCCCCAGUGACUGGUUGUGCCCAUGCUUGCAGUGUCCAGAUCUAUUUUGUAUUUUUCAGUGUUUUGUUUUUCUCCUAACAUUGUGUUGGCGCUGCGGGCAAGCAACACUGCCGGUGCCUGAGAUGUAACCGUACUCGCAUGUCAUACAGAGCCUGUAUCAAGGUGGCACACAUUCCUUCUAUAGUGAGCGUUAGCAACCCAGCUAUUAACUGGCCAGGAACCACCGUCCCACGGAUGAAUUGGACUUCUACACUCAACAUACGUUGUUUUACCAAAGCAAAACAAAUACUUUUUGUUAGUACUUUAAGUAAGGCAAUGAUUGGAAUUUAGCUUGGAAGGGGAAUGAGCACUCUGGAGACAAGCUUUUGCAUACAAAAGAACUGUGAGGGACAUCCCCCAGCAACAAAACAUGACGAUUUAUAAGAAACUCAAUGCAUGGCUCCUCCAAGUCUUCCAGAUUCGACGGACUGAGAUGUAUCAAGGGAAAGGAAUUGGGUGUUUGGUGUUUUUUUUUAUUAUUAUUCUUUCUCUUAUCAUUUCACUACCACCAUAUAUCGUAGAAGACUCUUUGUUUUUUUUGUCGGCACACACCUCCCUACAAACUGUAGGAAAAUCACUUAAAAAAUACUUUUUUAUAGUAGGUAACUUUAAGACCAUCAUUACGCUGUGCGUAACGAAUGUACAGAGAAAAAAAAUUGUAGGUAUUUUUUUGAGGAACAAUUAAUUUGUCAAUGAUAUGUAGCUAUUUAAUUUUUUGUUUUUUUUCCUGUCCUUUUACGGUAAUCAUACAAUUUCUUUUUUUGUGAAAAAGUUGAUCUUUUUUUUUAGUCGAUAGGUCUUUCUUGUUAGGAACAAAGGUUAAAUUGCAGGAGCACGGUGGAUGUAUGGGGUGCGUCAUUGACAAUAGCUAUUUCCCUCAUCUCUGUUCUCCUUGUGAGACGUAAACAAUCAGACUUCAAGCCUCCGACUGCUGAUCUUCUGGAUCAGGCAGAGUGGUCGAGGUGGUCAUCUGCCCUAUCACUUAUCUUUCAGGAAUGGACUAGCUACUAGUAAUUGGGACAAAUACUAAAGCUGUUGGUUCUUCCACCUGAAGUCAUUAAGACACACACAUCAUCUGAUCCUCGGAGUUGUUUUAGGAGCCUGUAGUUCAAUUCAUUUGUACAAACAGUAGAUGAUUUAAAAUCCAUGUUUUCCAUGUUCCAUCAUUUUUUUGUACAUGGGAAUAGAAUGGACUUGGUUGCAGUAGCAUUCGAAACUGUAAAAACGUUGUAAAAAAUAAAUCAAAACAACAUAAAUCUGUGGCUCCGAGUCUCCUACUGAAAAAGGUUUUGGCAGGCCACCUUUUUUGUACGUAAAGUAGCCUUGAUAAACAAUAAAGUGCUCUUAAACCAC